AUGGAGCCAGGGGGUAUUAUGGCUUUUAAAGGGUUCGAGCUCUUCGCCUCCAGACGAGGAGAGCUAGUUAACAAACUCACAGAGUGGAGCCAUCGGCUUUCAAAGCAUCCCCAGCGCGCUGGGGCAAUCGCACAGCUUUUGGAGGCCUUCGAGGAAAAAUUUGACAUCCUGAGAGGACUUGGUGAGUUUGACGGGUUGAUAAUCCGACACACCAUCCAAGAUGCCCAUGACCUACUAAUAGCAGGAGAACCAUUCUCCGUCAGCGAGACAGCAGAAAUUCUAACUAUGGUAGCAACACAUAUUGGAAGGUUGACACUCAGUAGGCAGGAAGGUUCCGACCUAUAUUCAGAGAGCUGGGAUCGAGUGGUCGAAGAAUUCAACGAUGAAUGGGACAACAAGACCCCUGAUCCUAGCGCUGCCAUGGAGAAGAGGCUGAAAGGACUGUAUGAAAUUUGGGAACGUCUUGACUUCAUUGCGCCUGAAUGUAAAUGUCGGCAGUGUUCAAGAGGCCGAGCGGAGGGCCUACGAAGAAAGAGCAAGAAAUAG
Molecule: messenger RNA, 546 nt
Organism: Penicillium macrosclerotiorum
Lineage: Eukaryota; Fungi; Ascomycota; Eurotiomycetes; Eurotiales; Aspergillaceae
Exons: 2
Coding region: 1-546 (181 amino acids)
Source: RefSeq, a predicted model, not a curated record